GUGCAUACGAUGGGAUUGCUGGGGGCGUCGCAACAGGAGCGUACGCCGAAACCAGCGCGCCAGAGACUGCCGAGUGGAUACGCCCUCGAUGCGACAAAGGAGUACGAGUGCUUGGACCGCGUGGCAUUGAUCACGGGUAUUACAGGCCAAGAUGGGAGCUACUUGUCGGAGCUGCUGCUGUCCAAGGGCUACAUCGUCCAUGGCAUCAUUCGUCGGUCGAGCUCGUUCAACACUGGCCGGAUCAACCACCUGUACAAAGAUCCCCAUUUGAAUGGUGUCCGGCUGUUUCUGCAUUACGGCGACUUGUCCGACAGCAGCAACCUCUGCUCCAUCGUAUCAACCGUCCAGCCCCAUGAAGUGUACAACUUGGGAGCCAUGUCCCAUGUAAAAGUGUCGUUUGAAAUGCCAGAGUAUACGGCCGACAUCGACGGCCUCGGGACGCUGCGCCUCCUCAACGCGAUUCGAACAUGUGGUCGACCCGACACCAGGUUCUACCAAGCCUCGACGUCGGAGCUGUUUGGAAAAGUCCGCAGCGUGCCUCAGAACGAAGACACGCCGUUUCACCCGCGGUCGCCAUACGGCGUGGCCAAGCAGUACGCGUUCUGGACGGUGGUCAAUUAUCGAGAAGCGUACGGCAUGUAUUGCGUCAACGGCAUCUUGUUCAACCACGAAAGUCCCCGCCGAGGCCCCACUUUUGUCACGCGCAAGAUCACUCGAGCAGCCACGCGAAUUAAGGCGGGGAUUGAAGACUGUUUGUACAUUGGAAACCUCGACGCAAAGCGAGACUGGGGCCACGCACGCGACUUUGUGCGCGGCAUGUGGCAAAUGCUGCAGUUGGAAACCGCCGAGGUUCGAAUGACGACAUUUGAAACCUGUGAUAUUUUCUACGGUAAUAGGAUUUUGUGCUGGCGACGGGCGAGUGCCACAGCGUGCGUGAGUUCAUCGAGGUGGCGUUUGCUGCGGUGGGGCUGCCGGUGCGAUGGGAAGGCGGUCCCAUGGGCAGCGUGGAUGAAGUCGGCGUGGUCGGCAAUGACCAGAGGGUGGUCAUACGAGUCGACCCCAAGUACUUUCGUCCGGCCGAGGUUGAUCUGCUCCUGGGCGACGCAUCCAAAGCCAAGCGGGUGCUGCCGUGGGAACCCUCGACGACCUUUGAAGCGCUCGUGGCGGAAAUGAUUCAAUCUGAUAUGCACGACAUAGCCCAGCGAUCCAACCACGUCGCUACUACACAGUAACUUACUAACGUUAGCGCACAAUACAGUUACUGUACAAAUAGACUGGUUUAUACAGGUCUGUGGCAUCAA
Aphanomyces astaci is the source of this 1301-nucleotide messenger RNA. Its product is annotated as GDP-mannose 4,6-dehydratase, variant. The transcript is spliced from 3 exons. Gene Ontology annotation, molecular function: GDP-mannose 4,6-dehydratase activity. NCBI's taxonomy places the organism in Eukaryota, Oomycota, Saprolegniomycetes, Saprolegniales, Verrucalvaceae. The record is from RefSeq and is a predicted model, not a curated record. Bases 10 to 1173 code for a protein of 387 amino acids. Gene Ontology annotation, biological process: GDP-mannose metabolic process.